This is a messenger RNA of Echinococcus granulosus, 363 nucleotides long. RefSeq lists its product as hypothetical. The transcript has 3 exons. The coding region runs from base 1 to 363 and encodes 120 amino acids. Lineage: Eukaryota; Metazoa; Platyhelminthes; Cestoda; Cyclophyllidea; Taeniidae. The record is from RefSeq and is a predicted model, not a curated record.
AUGACUGCCUUGAGUGCUGCCGACGACCAAAACAUGCGUACAAGGGUACCAACACCUCUCUCCUGGGGCGUUCUUACGGAACCACAUCUCUUGUCCUCUUUUCCAACAGCCGGUGUAAAUAAAUUUGACCUGAUCUUUGUGACUAGCCUCCUCCACCUCCUGUAUGUCUACGAUCAACUGUACUGCGUCCGUCGGUGCGCCUCACCGACGAAGCAGGACAGAGGCCCACCAAUUAGUGAGAAAAUUGGAGGAGCCUUCACGCCGGUCAAAUUCAUUAUCGCCGUCGUCGUUGCCGUUACUGUCACUGUCCUCACCGAUUCUGCCAACACCUACACCACCCCCAUCGCCAACUUCCACGAGUAG